Messenger RNA from Odobenus rosmarus divergens (Pacific walrus), 1921 nucleotides. RefSeq names its product UDP-GlcNAc:betaGal beta-1,3-N-acetylglucosaminyltransferase 2 (gene B3GNT2). The record is from RefSeq and is a predicted model, not a curated record. The transcript is spliced from 2 exons. Gene Ontology annotation, cellular component: membrane. Gene Ontology annotation, molecular function: hexosyltransferase activity. Lineage: Eukaryota; Metazoa; Chordata; Mammalia; Carnivora; Odobenidae. The coding region runs from base 230 to 1423 and encodes 397 amino acids.
GGAGUGAGAGGCGCAGUGGCGGUGGCGGCAACAAGUGCCGGAGACAAGCGGUGCCGGUGACUUCCCCGCCGCCGACACCACCGGGCCGCCCCUCGCGGAGCAACGUAUGGAGCGGGAGCGGCGGCAGUCGCCGGGCUGAGCCGCGCCGAGCGGCCGGGACGUGGAUGCGGCCGGGAUCUCCCGCCCCCGCCCCGCUGAGCAGGAGCGGCUCCCGGACAAGAUAUGAGAAAUGAGUGUUGGACGUCGAAGAAUAAAAUUGUUGGGUAUCCUGAUGAUGGUUAAUGUCUUCAUUUAUUUGAUCGUGGAAGUCUCCAGAAGUAGCAGCCAAGAAAAAAAUGGAAAGGGGGAAGUAAUAAUACCCAAAGAAAAGUUCUGGAAGAUCUCAGACCCCCCUGUGGCGUACUGGAACAGAGAACAAGAAAAGCUGAACAGGCAGUACAAUCCCAUCUUGAACGCGUUGGCCAACCACACGGGGGACGUAUACGGGUUUUCCAACAUAAGCCAUCUAAACUUUUGUGAACCUGACCUGAGGGUCAUGUCAGUGGUUUCAGGUUUCAGCAAUUUGCCAGACAGAUUUAAAGACUUUCUGCUGUAUUUGCGAUGUCGAAAUUAUUCACUACUUAUAGAUCAACCGGAUAAAUGUGCAAAGAAACCCUUCUUAAUACUGGCGAUAAAGUCCCUCAUCCCACAUUUUGCUAGAAGGCAAGCAAUUCGGGAAUCUUGGGGCAGAGGAACCAAUGUGGGGAACCAGACGGUGGUGAGAGUCUUCUUACUGGGUCAGACCCCGCCUGAGGACAACCACCCAGACCUGUCAGACAUGCUGAAAUUUGAGAGUGAGAAGCACCAAGACAUUCUUAUGUGGAACUACAGAGACACUUUCUUCAACUUGUCCCUGAAAGAAGUGCUCUUUCUCAGGUGGGUGAGCACUUCUUGCCCAAAUGCUGAGUUCGUUUUCAAGGGCGAUGACGAUGUUUUUGUGAACACCCAUCACAUCCUGAAUUACUUGAAUAGCUUACCCAAGAACAAAGCCAAAGAUUUGUUUAUAGGUGAUGUGAUCCACAAUGCUGGGCCCCAUCGGGAUAAGAAACUGAAGUACUACAUCCCAGAAAUUGUUUACACUGGCGUCUAUCCGCCUUAUGCGGGGGGAGGUGGGUUCCUCUACUCUGGCCACCUGGCCCUGAGGCUGUAUAACAUCACUGACCAGGUCCUUCUUUACCCCAUUGAUGAUGUUUAUACUGGAAUGUGCCUUCAGAAGCUCGGCCUCGUUCCGGAGAAACAUAAAGGCUUCAAGACAUUUGAUAUAGAGGAGAAAAACAAGAAUAACAUUUGUUCCUAUGUAGAUUUGAUGUUAGUACAUAGUAGAAAACCUCAAGAGAUGAUUGAUAUUUGGUCUCGGUUGCAAGAUGCUCAUUUAAAUUGCUGAAAUACAUACAAACUAAGUUCUGCAUAGAAAGACCUAUUUUGAAUAGUUCCCAUGUUGUGUUCUUUCACAUUAGCGGUAACUUCUAUGUUAAACCAUCAAAAUUGCCUUUAUUAGUAGUAUCCAUUUGAGGACCUCUAAACCCUCUAGUGUUGGUACCUUCUGAAGAGGGAAAGCAGAAGAUUAUAAUUUUUUUAUGGAGGAUGUGGUGGGAUGAUUGGUUCUGAUCCUUCCUGUGGCUAAUGGCCAUUAUUUUCUAAUUUGCCUCCCUUCUUAUCUGAAAUCAUAAGUUUCUGGAAUUUGACCAUUUUAGAUUAUUUAUGUUUUGCCCUCAUAUCAUCAUAUUCCUACUUUCCAUUAUAAUGAGUGAAUUAUCUGCAAUUUAUGUGUUUAUAAACUUACUGGCUACAAAGACUUUGUUUUAUACGAUCCAGUGGUUUUUGUUGAAUGGAAUACCAUUUAUUUUCAUGAAAUUUGGAUGAAUUUUUUCAAUUGUCUAGA